GCACGUCUGCAGAGCAUGCGUCCGGAUUUUGGCAUAGUCCCGGCAAUUCUUAGCUGCAGUUGGUUAGAGGAACUCUCACAGUCUUUUGUAGCUGUUGCACUUACGAAGUUUCCGAUUCAGUGGGUCCCUGCGCUGAAUGCUGGCAACAGAAGCACACACAGUAGCUGGGGUCAUGAAAAACAUCAUCUCCGAUUGCAUCAUCAAUCCCAACAUAGCAAUAGUUUUGAAAAGCAUAGCCUUUGAGUUGAGAUGUUUCUCCUUCUCUGCGUUAGCUUUCCUAUUACAUCUUUGUGCAAUUGAAGAGACUUGCCUAAAUAUUUGGUUGGCUUACAGCAGGUAUGUUCUUGGAAUGACUUGCAAUUGCAGUGCG
Protomyces lactucae-debilis is the source of this 370-nucleotide messenger RNA. RefSeq lists its product as uncharacterized. The record is from RefSeq and is a predicted model, not a curated record. NCBI's taxonomy places the organism in Eukaryota, Fungi, Ascomycota, Taphrinomycetes, Taphrinales, Protomycetaceae. The transcript has 2 exons. Bases 16 to 243 code for a protein of 75 amino acids.